AUGGUGUAUGCUCGAUACAUUGCCAUCUGUCAGCCAUUGCACUAUGAGAGAGUGAUGAACAUGGGAGCUUGUGUACAAGUGGCAGCCAGUGCCUGGGCCAGUGGCAUUCUCAAUUCUGCACUGCACACUGGAAUCAUGUUUGCAAUAUCCUUCUGCAGAGGCAACAUGGUUGAUCAGUUCUUCUGUGAAAUCCCCCAGUUACUCAAGCUCGCCUGCUCUGACUCCUACCUCAUUGAAACUAGGCUUCUUGUCUUUAGGGCAUGCUUAUAUUUAAACUACUUUGUUUUAAUAAUUGUGUCGUAUGUUCAGAUCUUCAAAACAGUUCUGGGAAUCCCCUCUGAGCAGGGGUGGCUUAAAGUCUUCUCUACCUGCCUUCCUCACCUCAUUGUAGUCUCCUUGUUUAUUUGCAUUGGCACAUUUGCCUACCUGAAACCCACCUCCAGGUCAACGUCGGGUCUGGAUCUCGUGAUAGUUGUUCUCUAUUCUGUGGUGCCUCCAGUAAUGAAUCCAAUCAUCUAUAGCAUGAGAAAUAAAGAGCUCAAAGCUGCCAUGAGGACAGGGUGGAGAUUAUUCACUGAGAAUAAAAGGUCCAUCUUUCUCCUGUGA
Molecule: messenger RNA, 606 nt
Organism: Chrysemys picta bellii (western painted turtle)
Lineage: Eukaryota; Metazoa; Chordata; Testudines; Emydidae
Product: olfactory receptor 14A16-like
Biological process (GO): G protein-coupled receptor signaling pathway
Cellular component (GO): membrane
Molecular function (GO): olfactory receptor activity; G protein-coupled receptor activity; odorant binding
Source: RefSeq, a predicted model, not a curated record